Molecule: messenger RNA, 840 nt
Organism: Phanerochaete carnosa HHB-10118-sp
Lineage: Eukaryota; Fungi; Basidiomycota; Agaricomycetes; Polyporales; Phanerochaetaceae
Exons: 4
Coding region: 1-840 (279 amino acids)
Source: RefSeq, a predicted model, not a curated record
AUGUUGUUCAUCAAACUAGUUCUAUCUACCCUCACUCUUGCUGCGGUUGUCGUUGCGGAGAUUCACGGUGCUCCUGGCCGCCGCCAUGCCGACAUAAGCAGCCUUCACACCGAGCGCGACCCCUCACAAAACGGGACGCUACUCAAGCGCGGCCAGACUUUCCAGAACGUGCGUUUUAGCAGGUACUCUCCUCAGACCGGGAACCAAGUCGCCUGCGGAGGCCUCUACCAAGACACCGACUGGGUUGUUGCGCUGAACGCUCCGCAAUUCGAGUCGAUCCCCGGACACAUGUGUGGUCAGGAGAUCACUAUUUCUCUCGACGGAAAGACUGCGCAGGCGACUAUUGUCGACGAGGUACUCUUUUCUCUAUUUCCAACUUUGCGGCCAUCCAUCCCCUGCCCCAGCUGCCCAGAGGGUGGCAUCGACUGUACGCCUGCAAUAGCGACUUUUUUCGGCUUCUAUAACGACAUCACAUGGGCCGGUGGCUGGAACGUCGGCGACGGCGAUCCCGCCCCGACGACCUCGUCCAUACCGCCUCCGCCCCCUACGACAUCGAAGACGCCGGACGCGACAUCCACACCGCCUCCACUCCCGCCUUCAUCGUCUAGCGCGGCAUUCACAAGCUCGUCGACCUGGAGUAGCGCGUCUUUGUCAAGCGUCUGGUCGUCUGCAUCCUCGUCCGCCUCUGCAUCGUCCUCCUCGGCUACCUCGUCUUCGAGAACUUCCAGCGCGAGCACGCCCCCCACUGCUGCUCCGAUCCCGAUAUCGAACCUCGCGGCGCUGUACGCGAAUUUAGUGAACAUGGCGCUCCUCGCACUCGCUAGCGAGAAUGGGCAGUAA